AUGGCAUAUACUCCGACCAGUCCCAAGACACCCUCAAGCGACAUUGAACUGCAGCACCCGACAGCGAAGCAGACCCUUCUCUCCCAUGCCCUGACCGGGCACUACCACAGCAACGGACACAGCCACCUCAAAUCACAGUCGCCCGACGGCCGGAUCGCCACUCCCAUCGACUUUGACGGCCUCAGUUUUCCCAGUGUCGGAGCGAGGGAGCGCCGUGAAGACACAGAGGAACAACGUGUAGCAAGAAUUGAAAAGAUCUCGGGAGCAGUGCGCAUUAUUUUGGAAUGCAUCGGAGAAGAUCCUGACCGCGAGGGCCUCCUCAAGACCCCAGAGCGCUAUGCCAAGGCACUCAUGUUUUUCUCGAAAGGCUACGAAGAGAGCGUUACCCACCUGAUGAACAAGGCACUUUUCCAAGAAGAUCACGAUGAGAUGGUGAUCGUAAAAGGCAUUGAUGUCUUUUCUUUGUGUGAACACCAUAUGGUACCAUUCACCGGCAAGAUCCAUAUUGGUUACAUUCCAAAGAAUGGUAAGGUCGUUGGGCUUUCCAAGAUUGCCCGUUUGGCAGAAAUGUUCAGCCGCCGCCUUCAGGUGCAGGAACGAUUGACGAAGCAAGUAGCGAUGGCGCUGCAAGAACUGCUUGAUCCUCUGGGUGUAGCCGUUGUCAUGGAAGCAAGUCAUUUCUGUAUGGUAAUGCGCGGUGUGCAGAAGCCCGGUAGCCAGACUAUCACCAGCUCCAUGUUUGGCUGCUUCAGGGACCAAGGGAAGACUAGAGAAGAGUUUCUGGCCCUGAUUAGACGCAACGGCAUUUGA
Messenger RNA from Gamsiella multidivaricata, 810 nucleotides. RefSeq names its product GTP cyclohydrolase I. Gene Ontology annotation, cellular component: cytoplasm. Gene Ontology annotation, biological process: tetrahydrobiopterin biosynthetic process; tetrahydrofolate biosynthetic process. The transcript is spliced from 7 exons. Lineage: Eukaryota; Fungi; Mortierellomycota; Mortierellomycetes; Mortierellales; Mortierellaceae. Gene Ontology annotation, molecular function: GTP cyclohydrolase I activity; GTP binding; zinc ion binding. The record is from RefSeq and is a predicted model, not a curated record. Bases 1 to 810 code for a protein of 269 amino acids.